Aedes aegypti (yellow fever mosquito) is the source of this 2326-nucleotide messenger RNA. It is a transcript of the gene Atg16, whose product is annotated as autophagy-related protein 16-1. Gene Ontology annotation, molecular function: protein binding. The record is from RefSeq and is a predicted model, not a curated record. The transcript is spliced from 7 exons. Gene Ontology annotation, biological process: autophagosome assembly. Gene Ontology annotation, cellular component: autophagosome membrane. NCBI's taxonomy places the organism in Eukaryota, Metazoa, Arthropoda, Insecta, Diptera, Culicidae. Bases 308 to 1966 code for a protein of 552 amino acids.
GAUGACAAGAGCAAAAUGUCAUUUUUAGCUAAAGGUGUUAAUCAAAACACAAACAUUAGCUCUUGCUUUGGCAUGGUACGGUCGGUAUACGGUAAGGACGAAAGGAAUCUUUCUCGGGAGUUUUUAUUAUCAAACCUCGGUAGUGUUUCGCGAAUUGAUCGAAUUCUGUCCGUAGUGACCAAAACCGAUUAGUGGUUUUCACACGCUAAUUGUUCCGGAAAUCGUGCGUCUUCGAGUGCAUUUUGUUUCUUCGAUCUAUUGAUAUCUGGCGAAUCUUCCUGUUUUGGUGUUGUUACUGGAUUAUACGAUGGCCACGGGAGCGAAGCAAGAAAACUGGCGGGACCUCAUUGCGGAGCGGCUCCGGGAUCGUAACAGAAAUGAGACUUCCAGAUAUGCGGAUAUCAUUGCCUACAAUAACCGUCUCUUCGACGCAGCUGCCAAACUUCGCCAAGAGAAUCUUGAACUAAAAAUCGACAAAAAGAUUCGCGAUAGCUCUGGUGGAACAGCAGGAGCAGAUUUGGCGACUAUUACUAACGCUCAAAUCCAAGCCCUUGAGAAGAAAAUAUUGGCCCAGCAGGAAGAGUUGACCGAUCUACACAAGCGCAAGGGUGACCAUUCGCAAAUGGUCAUUACCUUGAAUCAAAAGCUGUCUGAGUUACAACGAACGCUGACCGAAAAAGAGAAGGCCCUAGCUGAACAACGUGCAAUAAAUAUAACUAUUACAGACGAGCUAGAAGAGCUUAAGACAUUACAUGUUACAAUCAAGGAUGAAUCCUUAGCUUCGCAGCUACGUGCGAACGCUGCAGAAGAUAAGUUAAGAACAGUCCAAGACGAGUACAACAAAGUAUUGGCAUCGCUCAUGGAGUGCAAGUCACGUCUUGCAGACUCUAUGAACAAAGAAAAUGACAAAUUCUUCAAAGAAAAGAAAGCGCGAAUUGAAAGUGAGUUAGAGCGAGCAAUCAGGGAUAUUCCUGGACCGUCGUCGUUAGGUGGUAUCGGAUCCGAAAUUGACCGACUCGAUUUUGGUUCCGAUGGCCCACCUGAGGGAAUAGAGUUCAAAUUCGAUGCCCAUGACGGUGAAGUGAACGCGGUUCGUUGGAGUCCCGUAGAACGAGUGGUUGCUACUGGUGGUGCUGAUAGGAAAGUAAAACUAUGGGACGUGGGAAAGGGGGCUUGUGAACCACGGGGUAUUUUGGUUGGUAGUAACCAAGGUAUAAAUUCUGUGGAAUUUGACAGCACAGGUUCAUCAAUUUUAGCAGCUUCAAAUGACUUUGCAUGCCGUGUGUGGAGCGUUGCUGAUCAACGUCUUAGGCACACUCUGACGGGGCACAGUGGAAAGGUGCUGGCGGCAAAAUUUCUCGGAGCUACACUGGUGGUCACAGGGAGCCACGACCGAACGCUUAAAAUUUGGGACCUCAAAAACCGAUCAUGUACGGAAACCAAAUUCGCCGGCUCCAGCUGUAACGAUCUGGUCACCACCGACAGCUUUUCCAUCAUAAGUGGUCAUUUCGAUAAGAAAAUUCGUUUUUGGGAUACUCGAACAGCUGACUGCACCGCCAACGACAUUCCGAUGCAGGGCAAGAUUACAUCGCUAGAUCUAUCGAAGGAUGGGAAGUUUCUGUUGUGCUCCGUGCGAGAUGAUACCAUUAAUCUGCUGGACUUGCGACAGAACAAAAUCGUACGGACAUUCCGCCACGACCUAUACAAAGUUGGUUGCGACUGGGCCCGAGCUGCCUUCAAUACAAGUUGUCAAAGAAUCGCUGCUGGUGCGGCUGAUGGAUCCGUUUACAUCUGGAAUGUGAACGGUCCUCUGGAGACAGUGUUAAAGGAUCCUAAGUCUGAUCGUGAUUGGUUUUUUCACAGUGGAAGUGGCGCCUCAGUGACUGCCGUGAGUUGGCACCCGUUUAGCUCCGUCCUGGCCUCGGUAGAUCGAGCCAAAAAGUGCACAAUCUGGUCUAACGCUUAGCAAAUCGCCGUGCAUCAACUCCAAGCCGCUAGCAUUAAUACUUUAUACUACAGUUCUAUAGUGUUCGUUCCGUUUUUAAUCGCUCUUACUGAAACAUCACCAUUUCGUCACAAGAAAGGAAAGGUUGAGGUGCGCGUGUUUGAAAUGUUAUUACUGUAUAUUUGUGCUACGUUGUAUAAGUAAGUUGACUUGAUUUUGCAGCGAAAAGGACAAUUUUCUUUUCGUGUUAAAGUUCUCGAUAUUAUAUUUUUCAAAUAGAACUUUUGUAGAUUCGUCCUUUAAAUGAUUAUACAAAUAUUUUGGUAAAUAUUAAACUGUACUCAAAAUUCUACAGUCAAAAUAUACUUUUCUUAACAAUCA